CCGCCAUUUUCUUUGAGUUUGAGUUUGUGCUUAUGAUUUGAGCAUAACCUAAACACACUGAUGCGAUAUUUUUAGACAUAUUCAGCACAUAAAUAAAAGCGAAUCAUUUGUUUUCAUAAGAAACAAUACAGUUUUACUUAGUUUAAAAUGUUGGAUGGAUGGUACUGCCGAUCUAUUGCCAAUGAACAGGCGGCUGCGGAAGAACAAGAACGAAUUUUAGAAGAAAACAAGCUGAAAAAGCAAUACAAAUUCCUUAAAACCAAAUUAAAACAUUUACUAUAUGAAAAUGAGUGCUUUCAAACUGCAUUAAGGUCAUCACAGAAGAGAUUACUAAUGGUCACUAAAGACAGAAGUUUUCUUUUGGAUCGAUUAGUACUCUUUGAGAAACCUGAAAACUCAUCAACAGACUCUGAUGAUACUGAUUCAUCUGAAGAUGAAACACCAAAGCCAGAGCCCAAUAAAAAAAGAAAAAUAGAUCCAAGCUCACAUAAUAAUCAUCUACCUCCAUCAAGUGGGAAGACCAUCCCAGCAGCAAAAAAGAAAAGAUCACCAGCUCAAAGACCACCCAAACAACCCUCAAAUCACAAUACCCAGGUGAAUAAUAUCAGCACUGCUGUGCACAUGAAUAAUGUGUCUAUGUCUGAUGGACACAUGACACCUGAAGAAGUAGAGAGGCACUUGCAAUCAAGACAAUCAUUCUUGGAGUUGGAAAGAGCACCUUUAACAGUGCCCACUGAAAUGUUUAGUAAUGAACCAUCUCUAGACAGUGAAUCUAAUGAUAUUGGAGAAUUGGAGACCUCUCCCAGUAAUAUUGGUGAAGAACUUAGUGUGGAUAUGAUUGUGGAAUAAACUUAUAGAUUUAAUUUUAAUUUAAAAAUAUAAUGACCUACCUACUUAUCUAAA
This is a messenger RNA of Dalotia coriaria, 903 nucleotides long. RefSeq names its product INO80 complex subunit E. Gene Ontology annotation, biological process: chromatin remodeling. The transcript is spliced from 4 exons. Lineage: Eukaryota; Metazoa; Arthropoda; Insecta; Coleoptera; Staphylinidae. The record is from RefSeq and is a predicted model, not a curated record. The coding region runs from base 148 to 849 and encodes 233 amino acids. Gene Ontology annotation, cellular component: Ino80 complex; nucleus.